Momordica charantia (bitter melon) is the source of this 1484-nucleotide messenger RNA. Its product is annotated as zinc finger AN1 and C2H2 domain-containing stress-associated protein 13. Lineage: Eukaryota; Viridiplantae; Streptophyta; Magnoliopsida; Cucurbitales; Cucurbitaceae. Gene Ontology annotation, molecular function: zinc ion binding. Gene Ontology annotation, cellular component: cytoplasm. The record is from RefSeq and is a predicted model, not a curated record.
CCGAAGGGGCCGCACAUUGCUGAUUAUUUGACCCAGUUCCUGAAAUCCGAGUCGGAAAUUGCGUAAAGGGUCAAAAUUCACGAGUAGACUUCCGACGACUCUCCGUCUGAAGCUUUGCGUCUCCUCUACAUACGCGGAAACUUAAAGCUUCAGACAAUUUUCAAUUUUUAUUCCCGGAUUUCGGCAAUAAAUCUCGGAAUCUCUAACCCUUUUUUCUGUUUCUAAUUUCGAUUUUCCGUCGGGAAUUUCAUAAUCUUCCCCCCCUUUUGAAAAAUAUUCUUGGGUUUUGAAUUUGCGUAUGGGAACUCCGGAAUUCCCUAAUCUCGGGAAGCACUGCUACGUCGAAGAUUGCAAGCAGAUCGAUUUCUUGCCCUUCACUUGCGAUUGCUGUCACCAGGUCUUCUGUUUGGAGCAUCGUAGCUAUAAUACGCAUAGUUGUCCGAAAGCUGAUAAACGAGAUGUCACAGUUGUCAUUUGCCCGCUCUGUGCCAAAGGAGUUCGUCUCAUUCCUGAUCAAGACCCAAAUAUUACUUGGGAGUCACAUGUUAACACCGAAUGUGACCCAUCAAAUUAUGAUAAAGUCACAAAGAAGAAAAAGUGCCCCGUACCCGGCUGCAGGGAGUUGUUGACGUUCUCAAACACAAUCAAGUGCCGGGAUUGCUUGGUGGACCAUUGUUUGAAGCACCGUUUUGGACGCGACCAUAAAUGUCCUGGACCCAAGAAACCAGAACCAGCAGGUUUUCGAUUCAUUGGUCUUUUAGGUAGUAGAAAAGAGGAGAAAGGGCCUAACAAACCAUUGCCCACAUCUUCCUCUAGGUGGGCUACGACCAUUCGUAAUGCAGCCUCAAGCAUGACGAAGUUGUCAAAUGACAUCAGUCAAGCUUGGAAAACAUCGGGAGGCAGCAGCAGCAGCGGAACUGGGAAUGGACAGGUUGAGCAAUGUCCACAAUGCAGUGCUAAGUUUUCAUCGGUCUCAUCGUUAAUAGAGCAUGUGGAGAAAGUCCAUGAAAGGGGUGGCAACCGACCGGGGGUGAAGAAGGUAGUAAUUGACGCUUGUCCAAAGUGUAGUAGAGGAUUUAUUGAUCCUGUAGCCCUUGUGGAGCAUAUUGAGAGGGAUCAUGGUGGUACUUCAAGAGCUUGAGCAUGCAUAUAAUAGCAGGAAAUCUUGCCCGUCAAGACAGCUUAUACUUCACGAGGUACGAACUCCGACUCGUGCACCGGUUUGAUUGUUUCAUCAAACUAUCCCAUGGUAGAAUGAAUCAUUAUGCCAGCCCUUUGUGACUUCUGAAUUCUUUUUUAUUGAUUUGGCAACCUUGAUUAAUGUUGGGAUGAAGAAAGAUGAGAAGUUCUCAUUUGUAGAAUACUUGAGAAAAUUGAAUUUAUUGCCAGUUUCCCACACACCAAAAUCUUUUUCUGCAGACAACUUUGGAUAGAUUAUUCCGGAAUAGUAAAGAUGUCUUAUUCACUGAGCUAUGUUCGGAUUA